AUGAUUACAGGCUCGGAAGGCGCUAACCCACGACCCGUGGUGAACGGGUUGAGCACACGGUUCAACUGCGACUGGGACGCCAGCCCGAGCGCCACCGUCGAAUGGUCCAAAGAUGGCGAGCAGAUACUGGUCGUCGGAAGCGGAUCACGGGCACGCAAUGUGACGACACUAGACAGCCAGGUGAUUCGAGUGGAAUAUCUACUCUUUUCUGAUGCUUGUUUCGAGGCCUACUCUAAGUAG
Protopolystoma xenopodis is the source of this 240-nucleotide messenger RNA. Lineage: Eukaryota; Metazoa; Platyhelminthes; Monogenea; Polystomatidea; Polystomatidae. The record is from the annotation of a GenBank genome assembly.